CUACUGGCGGUUGGGUCACCACGCAAUCCCCGUCCCCAGUGGUGGCAGGGUCACCACGCAAUCCACCUCUCUCUCUCUCUCUCGUCUCUUCUCUUCUGAGAACCCACAAGCUAAGCUCUCUCUCUCUCAAACCCCAGAAUCCCCUCUCUCUCUCUCUCUCUCUCUCUCUCUCUCUCUUCCCCCAAACCACAACGUAGCGAGCUGGAUUAGCGCCUCUAACCAGCUGCGACAGCGGCAAGUCUCUCGACAAGCUUCAGGUCAGUUGAUAACAUGGAUGAUAAUUCCUUGGAGAGUCAAGUUUCUUCUCAAUCAUGUCAAAGGGCGGACCUUGAUCUUCUAGAUGAGAGUCGCAUCGAAGAAGCAGAACAAGAAGAAUUGGUUAAGGAGGAUGAGAAAUUAGAUGAAGAAUUAAAACUUGAAAAUCUUCAAGAUGAAAGUCAUGUCCAAGAAACAGGACAGGAAUUAUCGGUUAAGACAGAUGAUGACUUAGAUAAAGAACCAAAACUUGGAAUGGAGUUUACUUCUGAAGAGGAUGCAUAUGAGUUUUACAACAAAUAUGCUGGGAAGGUAGGGUUUAGUGUUCGAAGAGCAUGGAUAAGAAGAUCAGAUGAUGGUAUCAUCACUACGAGAAUAUUUUGUUGUUGUAAAGAAGGUAAGAAACGUGAAGAUAAAAGAACAGAUCAGGUGAAGUAUCACCGUCCAGCUACAAGAACUGAUUGUCUAGCAAGAAUGAUCAUAAGGCUUCAAAAGAAUGGUAAAUACAGUGUUACAAAAUUUGUUGCGGAGCAUAACCAUGAGGUUCUUACACCAUCAGAGGCACACCUAUUGAGGUCACAAAAAGCAUUAACUAAUACUUUGGAGAAGCGUUAUGACCAUUUGUGUCGCAAGUUUAUUAAAAUUGCAGCAAUGGCUGCAGACUGUGACGAGGCCUUUAAAUUUGUUGAUAGCUAUUUAGAAAAACUUAAUGUUGAAGUGAUGGAAUGUAUAAAAAGAGUCAAGGGACCUGCACUAAUGACAUCUCAUGCUAUUGAUGGAAGUGUUGAUACUGGAAUUGUAUGUCAUGAGCCGACUGACAAUGAAGUUACUAUUGUUAAUAGUGUAGGUUCCCAAAAUGUAAGUGGAAUUAGAGUACCACCUACAGUUGGAAGCAGUUGUUUUACACUUAAAUAUCCACUAUAUAAAGAAGUGAAGAAAAGAUCCCGAACUGAAUCCACCCAGUCACGAACAAAUAAGGAGAAAAAUGAAUCAGCCCAAGCACCAAAUAUCAUUCAUCCUCCUUUAUUUCCGCAUCCACAUUAUCCAGUUGCAUUCCCUCCGCUUGCUCAGUUCAAUCAGGGUCCACAUGUUAUUAUUCUGAGUCCUUUUGGAUUGCCAAGUGGAUCCCAUGCAGGACCUGAUCAUCCUAUGAUAAAGAGCUACACUCCUGGCCCCAGUGGAUCCAUCAAUGCACCAUUGGCUCAUUGUGGGUACCAACAACCUAAUGUCAACAUGUACCAACAAAACUCUUUGAGCAUCAAAGCUCAAGGUUCUGCAAAACUUAAUCAUCAUAUGGUGACAGGUUGCAUAGCCGGUCCCAGUGGAUUCACAUAUGCACCAUUCCCCGCUUGUGGGCAGCAACCAAGUAUCAACUUGUCCCAACAAAAUCCUUCAAACAAUCCUCAGUUACCCAAGUUACAUCAAGAUUCAUCCAAAGGGAACACCGUACCUAGUCAGUCAUAUUCACCACCAUCUGAUGACAAUGAGUCAGUGAGAUCUGAGGACUGAGGACCACCAUCCGCAUUCCAGUAAUUAGAUUUUUCGUUAUCAAAGGCUCUGAUGAAAAGAUGGUGUCAUUGAAAAAUGGAAGUUAUGGCAAGUGUGGAAAGAUGGUGGAUCAAUCAGCCUAUUCAGAUUCAAACUAUGAAGUUUCAACCGUAGUUACCCAAAUAGUGGUUCGACUAAUUCGAGUUUGAAUAUAUAGUUCGUAGUUUAAUAACUUUUAAAUUCAUCGAUUUGAUGGGGUAGGUUUUUCAAUUUGCUAGAUUCACUCUUCGGAUUCGUUUAGUUCAAUAGACUAGUAACAGGCUAUAGUUCUACGUAAUUCAAUCCAGUUCAGAGCAUUCACUA
Messenger RNA from Magnolia sinica, 2106 nucleotides. RefSeq lists its product as uncharacterized. Lineage: Eukaryota; Viridiplantae; Streptophyta; Magnoliopsida; Magnoliales; Magnoliaceae. The transcript is spliced from 6 exons. The record is from RefSeq and is a predicted model, not a curated record. Bases 271 to 1764 code for a protein of 497 amino acids.